Penicillium longicatenatum is the source of this 1464-nucleotide messenger RNA. Its product is annotated as aldehyde dehydrogenase family protein. The record is from RefSeq and is a predicted model, not a curated record. The coding region runs from base 1 to 1464 and encodes 487 amino acids. The transcript is spliced from 4 exons. Lineage: Eukaryota; Fungi; Ascomycota; Eurotiomycetes; Eurotiales; Aspergillaceae. Gene Ontology annotation, molecular function: aldehyde dehydrogenase (NAD+) activity.
AUGAGCAUUACCCAAACACCAAAUGUCAAGUCUUUCGAGACGCGUCUGUUCAUCAAUGGCAAAUUUGUCGAAGCUUCUGACGGGGGAAAAUUUGAUUUAGUCUCACCUGCCACGGGUGAAAAGUUCACUCAAGUAUCCGAGGCAACCGAGGACGAUGCAAAUGCAGCUGUAGCGGCAGCUAAAGCUGCCUUCCCAUCAUGGUCUGCACUUUCCCCAAUCGCUAGGGGAGCAUAUCUCAAGAAACUCGCUCCUCUCAUUACGGAAGCCAAGGAUGAACUUGCAGAGCUUGAGGCACUCUCAAUGGGUCGUCCCGUGUCAAAUUACUUCGAGGUUGAUCGCACUGUGAAUGCCUUGAACCACUACGCGGAGGCCGGAAUGCGGGCGUUGGGUACCUCCAGCCUGAAUACUCCUGGCUUUGUCAACAUGACCAUGAGACAACCGUUUGGUGUGGUGGGAGCUAUUAUUCCCUGGAAUGUACCUAUUUAUUUCCUUAUCAGCAAGUCAGCCCCUGCGUUGAUCGCAGGAAACACAGUUGUGCUUAAGAGUAGCGAGAAAGCACCAUUGACUUGUGCGAAAGUUGCGACUUUUAUUGAGAAGGUGGGCUUCCCACCAGGAGUCAUCAACAUCAUUUCGGGCCAUGGACACAUCUCUGGCAGUGUACUAUCUCAUCACAUGGAUAUCCGGGUGAUCAGUUUCACAGGCUCGGGUAGAACUGGACGGCUGAUCCAAGCUGCAUCUGCCAAGUCGAAUUUGAAGAAUGUCAUUUUGGAACUAGGAGGGAAGUCACCCGCGAUCAUUUUUGAAGAUGCGAACAUGGAAAAAGCCGUCAAAGACACAGUGCACUCCAUCCAGUUCAACAGUGGUCAAGUCUGCAUGGCUAAUUCCAGAAUCUAUGUUCACGAAUCCAUUGCUCCGACUUUCAUUGAGAAGUUUCAGAAUACCUUUGUGGUGAAAAGUGGCGAUCCACUGUUACCCGGCACCGACCAUGGCCCUCAAGCAGACGAGAUCCAAUACAAGCAGGUCCAGGCCUUCAUCGAGGAGGGCAAGAAAGAUGGCAAGAUGAUUUUGGGAGCUGGUCCCUCCAAGCACACAAAUGGAUUCUUUGUUCAGCCAACUGUGUUUAUUAACACGCCGGAAAACUCCAGGAUAAUGAAGGAAGAGAUCUUUGGGCCGGUAGUUGUUAUCAAUACCUUCAAAGAUGAGGAUGAAGUUGUCGCCAAGGCGAAUGAUACCGAGUUUGGCUUGUAUGCGUCAGUCUAUACCAAAGAUGUGAGUCGAGCGCUGCGGAUGGCCAAGAAGUUGGAGUCUGGAAAUGUGGGAGUCAACUGCACUAGCCCGACUGGAGCUUUUGAUAUGCCAUUUGGUGGAUACAAGGCGAGUGGAAUUGGUCGGGAGGGAUGGACUGUCAGCAUAGACAAUUACCUAGAGACCAAGAGCGUAUGUAUUAGUGUUGAUGAUGCUUAG